Messenger RNA from Pseudocercospora fijiensis CIRAD86, 1539 nucleotides. RefSeq lists its product as uncharacterized. The transcript has a single exon. Gene Ontology annotation, biological process: DNA strand elongation involved in DNA replication; DNA replication. Gene Ontology annotation, cellular component: delta DNA polymerase complex. NCBI's taxonomy places the organism in Eukaryota, Fungi, Ascomycota, Dothideomycetes, Mycosphaerellales, Mycosphaerellaceae. The coding region runs from base 31 to 1539 and encodes 502 amino acids. The record is from RefSeq and is a predicted model, not a curated record. Gene Ontology annotation, molecular function: DNA binding.
CUAACAUCGUAUCCUCGUAUUCUCCCCAAAAUGGCCGUCGACAACGCCAGCGACGAUGCUCUUCUAUCAAAACCAAGCGACAAGACGACGCAAUACGAGUGCCACGAGCGCAGCAAUGCCAUCUACAACCCUCUAUCGACCUUUACACUUCCGCGCAACGAAGCCAAACAAUACCAACAGCAAUAUGCCGACAUGUACUUUACGCGCCUCGCCCAGCUCAAACCCGCCGUGGAAUCAAUAGCCUCGGAAGCAUUCAGCGACUUCCACAUUGGCGGAGAACAGGCGAGGAAAGUGGACAGAGUGCUAGAUGUGCGGCAAGGGCACCUCUGCUGGGUCAUUGGUACGGUCUUCGUCGAGAUGCCGCUAAAGCCAAAUGUGCUGGAGGACAUUGGGAAGGAGCAUUGGAUCGCUGCCCCGCCUGCAAGGCAAAAAUACAACCCUGGGGAAGGCAAUGUCUCCAUGAUGCUGGAGGAUGAGAGUGGUCGGCUGAAGCUGACUGGCGGCUUCCUGGCGAGCGUAUUGUUGGUGACAGGUGCCAUUGUGGCUGUAUUGGGCACGGAGAACUCGGACGGCGAUUUUGAGGUUCUGGAUAUAAGAGUCCCGGACCUGCCACGUCAACCGCAGAGAUGGGAGAGAGACGAUGGAGAUGCUGCACUGAAAGGCAAGAAGGCCAGCCAGAAGCGAGAGUCUGGUGGAAAAGUGGCGAUAGUGUCUGGCUUGUCAAUCAGUGGUGAUGACGGAGACACGCUUAUGCUGGAUAUGCUUGCCGAGUACUUGCUUGGUGAAGCAGGGGGACUGGAUGAACAAUCAGCAGCAUCACAAAUAUCACGACUCAUUAUUGCUGGAAACACACUUGCUCAUGGCCAGCCCAUACCCUCGCGGGAGGAAGUCGCAGCAGCAAAGAAAUCUGGAAAGCGUACGUACGGCUACGAUGCAUCAGCGUAUAAUGCAAAUCCAACGGAGAGAUUGGAUUCAUACAUGGCAUCGCUACUGCCGUCAAUACCAAUCACGCUCCUGCCGGGCCUUACAGAUCCGACUUCGACAGCAUUACCUCAGCAGCCCAUUCAUCCUGCCAUGUUCACCCGGUGUAGAGCGUACAUGGCCGCACCGCUCGCCACCGAGACAGACUCUCCAUGGUUCGACUCCACCACGAAUCCUGCUGAGUUCGACCUUCAAGGCUGGAGAUUUCUGGGCGCAGGCGGUCAAACGGUGGAGGAUGUCUACAAGUACGUCGACGGAGAGGAGAGAUUAGAGAUGAUGGAAGCGAUGUUGAGAUGGCGCUUGUCUGCUCCGACCGCUCCCGACACUCUCUGGUGCUUCCCAUUCCAGGAUGGAGACAAAUUCGUGAUCCAAGAAUGUCCGCACGUCUACUUUGCUGGGUGUCAGCCCAAUUUCGAGAGCAGCACCAUUGAAGGACCGCAUGGCCAGCUGGUGAAGCUCAUCGCAGUGCCUAGCUUCAAGGAAACUGGGCAAGUGGUGCUCAUGGAUCUAGAAGAGCUCAGCGUUGAAGUGGUCACUUUUGAGGCCUUCGAAGGAUGA